CUUGCUCCUGUCAAGAUCUUACCGAAUAUCUCCUCGUUCUGUUCGCAACGAGGACGCGACAAGAGUUCGUGGAUGUGUGCGGCGCGCUCAAACCAAAUUUUCCGAGGAUAGGAUAGACUUAGUCAGUGACCGUUACAUCCCAGUCGGAGGAGACGCUUGGUGGUCGUCCAGCUCGAGCUUGGAAGUGUGUGAGGUUGUGUGGUUCUUGAUUUUAUUAGAUUAUCAUCUCGUUGCCGUAAUUUUUUUUCAAGUGCAGUCGGGAAAGUGGUGAUAAAGAAGUAAAACAUUGUCCAUUAUUGGUUCGAUAAGUGUUUCGGUUGAGCACUGAUAAACGAUAUCAUAAAACGAGCCGCGGUGGAUGUGAGGAUCGUUGCUGUUUUAAACUUAAUCCAACCGCCGUUUCUUCGUUUCGCUGAAUAACCACAAAUACACAAAUCUACAAACGAGAAAAAAAGCAGAAUGUCCCAGUUGUCGGCAAUUUGCAUCAGCCUGGUCAUCGCGUCGGUUCUGAUCCACAACGCCAGCGGAAAGAGAGGCUGCGCAGCGUACGGACACGCCUGCUACGGAGGACACGGAAAGCGAUCUCCUCCGAUGACCCAAGGUAUGCUGUUCGAUGAUGGGAGUGGUCAGCUGGAGAGCUUACCUCCCCUACCGUACGCGAAAUUGGCGCUAAUAGAUCGAAGCAAAAGUUUGGACGUCGCUCCCGAGCUGGGACCGAUAACAACUAGUGAAGAGAUGCUUGCGGCACGUGACCAAUCAGCAUAUGAGCAGGAAAAGUUCGAGAGGAGGGUGCGAUUUGCGGUGAAUGCUAUUCUGAGACAGUUGAUCGGAACCGAAAACGAAAACCAACCAGCAUUCCCAAAACAACGACCGGAAGCGAGUUAUCAGAACAGCGAAUCAACCCGACAGCUACUGGGCAAUGAGGACAAAUAAACAUGUCCACUUGCAAAGCACAAUUGACCCACCCUUAUUCAUCGAUGGCCGCCGCCGCCGCACGGAGGAAGAAUCCAAACUUUAUUCAUCGAAGCUUUCGAAUUUUUCGUAUGUGUAAUAAGUAAUGAGCAGCGAGUAUUUAUUGGUUUUAUUCAUUUCGGGGUAACUUUUUUGGAAUUGUUCGCGCUCUAACGCUCUAAUUGAUUGGACAAAAGAACGCAACAGUUGAGUCGGGAGAUGGAAAUUGUAGCUUAAAUCAAAUGGGGGAUAGAAUAUCAUGUACAGUUUUGACGGUUUAGGCAAUACCCUUCUAGGAAACCAUAAAGGCAGGAGCUAUACAGAAACUGUGUCAAUAUGCAAUAAUUGUUAUUUACUUUAAAUGCAGAACAAGCACAACAGAUGAUGCUUCAGGAAAUAAGGAAAUGAUUGACGAAAGCACGAAUAAGAAAGUGAGCAAAAAAUAUUUAGAUAGUUGAAUAAAACUCGUAAGG
Molecule: messenger RNA, 1424 nt
Organism: Toxorhynchites rutilus septentrionalis
Lineage: Eukaryota; Metazoa; Arthropoda; Insecta; Diptera; Culicidae
Gene: CCHa2
Product: neuropeptide CCHamide-2
Exons: 4
Coding region: 460-933 (157 amino acids)
Biological process (GO): neuropeptide signaling pathway
Molecular function (GO): neuropeptide hormone activity
Source: RefSeq, a predicted model, not a curated record